Messenger RNA from Diatraea saccharalis (sugarcane borer), 1044 nucleotides. The record is from the annotation of a GenBank genome assembly. Lineage: Eukaryota; Metazoa; Arthropoda; Insecta; Lepidoptera; Crambidae.
UCGGCAUACAUACCUAAUUAUUUGGAGAUGAAUUAAUCAUGCUUUAUUUGAAUUGUGUGUCCAUAUGGAGACAAUUACGACGAUAUAGACACAUGGUUAAAGGUACGAUCCGUCGUUUGAUCUAAGAUUCGUAUAAGUAAAGUUUAUUAUCGAGUAAUAUGAGUUUAUGAAAUUAUGUUUAUUAUAAACUAGUUCCAUUAAAUUUUAAAUAAAAAAUACUAAUCAUUUAGCUAAAUAAAAACAAAAGUGUACCAAUACCUACUUAAAAAUAACUUGUUCUUGUUAUAAUUUGUGUUAUGUAAGUUUUGUUAUCGCCCUUGAGAUGAAAUUUUAUGACUGCCAUAUGGUAAAAUAGACUUGUAACAAAAAUGAAACGAUCGUAAAAAGAGAAGGCAAUAAAUAAGCCAUUGUAUAACUUACAUACCACAGAUGUGUAAUAUUUCACGUAAAGUUGAUGUAUUAAUACAUGUACACAAGCUACUACUGAAUACAUAAUUUUAUGUAAUGUGCCUGUAAAUUAUGAACAUCUUUAUAAAUAUUCUGUUAAAGUCUUGUAUAUAUUUAGAAUUAUUAUCAACGAUUGCUUCUAGUCCAUCAUUUUUUUAUGAAAAGAUGCAUAACUUUGGCUUGGGUAAACGCAUUCAUGAUUAUCGUCGUAUGUACAUGUUCAAGAACCAAAAUGAAUAUCCUGCUGCAUUGCCAACUAUAACGCCUAAUAAACACGCCAUGGUUCCAUCGCCGUAUCAUAGCAUCUAUCAGGGGCAUCGGAUGCCAAAUGAUACGAGGGUGUUUAGAAGACGAUUCGAGUAUGAAGCUCAGCCUUCAGGGCACCAUGUGUAUUGCGAAGGCUCAGUCAAUUGUGUAAUCAGUCACUUGGCUAUAGAAACAGCAGGUGGCAUACCCAUCUUGCUUCGUGGUGGUGCAGGAUACAGGUACUUGGUGGUGGUAAUUAAGGCCAAGCCGUAUACUCAAUUAGUAGGCAGCGUCCGCGCCUACUGCUUGUCGACUCCUGAUGACUACUAUACAGAAAAGCUAAAGGGCUGA